GUGGGUACCUGCACUGAAAAUAUCAAUUUUUUAUUAUUCUAAUCUUUGAAUCUUACAUACUACUUGCAUUAAAUACGUUGAGGAUACCUGAGACCUCAACUUCUUAUGAAGAAGCUAGUGGAAGAAAAUAAGUAGUUAUCAAAAUAUUAGUGAUAAUGUCAGAAAGUGCAGGGAACUGGUGUUUGAUUGAAAGCGAUCCUGGUGUUUUCUCAGAGUUGAUCCGAGAAUUUGGUUGUAAAGGAGUUCAAGUAGAAGAACUGUGGAGUCUAGAUGGGGAGCAGUUUGAAAAUUUGAAACCUAUACAUGGUUUGAUUUUCUUAUUCAAAUGGACUAAGGAUGAUGAUCACUCUGGCUCAUUAGUACAAGAUAGCAGACUUGAAAAAAUAUUUUUUGCUCGGCAAGUUAUUGAAAAUGCAUGUGCAACUCAAGCAAUCCUCAGUGUACUCCUGAAUUGUCGCCAUUCAGAUCUCAAACUGGGCCACACUCUCACUGAACUAAAAGAAUUCUGUCAAGGCUUUGAUGCCAACAUGAAGGGCUUGACAAUAAGUAAUUCUCCAGUGAUAAGAACAGUCCAUAACUCAUUUGCAAGACAGCAAUUAUUUGAGUUUGAUCCUUCAUUAGCAAACAAGAAUGAAGAUGCAUUUCACUUUGUGAGCUUUGUGCCAAUUGAUGGUAGACUGUAUGAAUUAGAUGGACUGAAACAGGGUCCUAUAGAUCUAGGGGCCAUACCACCUGAGACAGAAUGGACAGAUGUUGUAAGACCUAUAAUUGAAAAAAGAAUUCAAAGGUAUAGUGAAGGAGAAAUCCAUUUCAAUUUAAUGGCAAUUGUGAGUGAUAGAAAAAUGAUGUAUGAAAGGCUAGUUGAAGAAAUUCAGAAACAAGUGGAAUCUGCUGGUAUGGAAACAGAUUUUCAACAAAAUGAAUUAACAAGAUUAAGAUUACUGAUAAAUGAGGAGGAGAACAAAACCCUUCAAUAUCAAGUUGAAAAUAUCAGGCGUAAACAUAAUUACUUACCUCUCAUUGUAGAGAUACUCAAGAUAUUAGCAAAAGAAGGCAAACUUAUGCCACUUUAUGAACAAGCUAAAGAAAAGACCUUAAAAAAACAAAAGUCCAAGGUUGUAACUUGAUUAUCUAAGAAACAAUACUGAAAAGAAACUGAUCUUUUUUCAAAGAAAAUAUUUUAAUACAGUGUUUCAACAGUAAAUGAUUUUCAUAAUAUAUAAUAUGAACAGUUAAACCAACCAUUGAUGUUACAACUCCAUAUAAAAAUAAAUAAUAUCUUCCAAAUAAACUGAAUACUUGUAUCACAAAUCUAUCUUUCAAUUACAUUAAGACUCAUCUUCCUCACUCUCCUCAUUUUCAUAUUUCAGUUGACCAUCCUUGAAGACAAAUCUUCUGAAUUUUUUAAUCUGCCUGAUACUGAAACCAUUCAAUACUUUCAGACAUUCUAG
Messenger RNA from Phaedon cochleariae (mustard beetle), 1451 nucleotides. NCBI's taxonomy places the organism in Eukaryota, Metazoa, Arthropoda, Insecta, Coleoptera, Chrysomelidae. The record is from the annotation of a GenBank genome assembly.